GCGCGCGGGUCACGUGUCGGGGGCGGAGCCUGCGCGGGGUUGGGCGGAGCCUGCGCGGGGCCGGCAGGAUCGCGUCAGGAGCCGGUACCGAGGCCCGAGCCGCGGGGGCCGAGCGAAGGCACCGCCGAGUCCGCAGUUCCCCCCUGGGCCUCCCCAGCAGCAGCCAUGGGCAUCAAAUUUUUAGAAGUUAUCAAACCAUUCUGUGCAGUUCUACCAGAAAUUCAGAAACCGGAAAGGAAAAUCCAGUUUAGAGAGAAGGUUCUAUGGACUGCUAUAACGCUCUUCAUUUUCUUAGUAUGUUGUCAGAUCCCUCUGUUUGGAAUCAUGUCAUCAGAUUCUGCAGAUCCUUUCUACUGGAUGAGAGUUAUUCUGGCUUCCAAUAGAGGAACUUUAAUGGAAUUGGGUAUCUCCCCAAUUGUAACAUCUGGUUUGAUUAUGCAGUUGUUAGCUGGAGCCAAAAUCAUUGAAGUGGGAGAUACACCGAAAGAUAGAGCUUUAUUCAAUGGAGCCCAGAAACUGUUUGGUAUGAUCAUUACCAUCGGGCAAGCCAUUGUGUAUGUCAUGACGGGGAUGUACGGGGACCCUGCGGAAAUGGGUGCCGGGAUCUGUCUCCUUAUCAUUAUUCAGUUGUUUGUUGCUGGUUUGAUUGUGCUGCUGUUAGAUGAGCUGCUACAGAAGGGUUACGGCUUGGGGUCUGGGAUUUCCCUCUUUAUUGCCACCAACAUCUGUGAGACCAUUGUCUGGAAGGCCUUUAGUCCCACUACCAUUAACACUGGCAGAGGUACUGAGUUCGAGGGCGCAGUCAUAGCUCUGUUCCAUUUGUUGGCCACCAGGACAGACAAAGUCCGAGCUUUACGGGAGGCUUUUUAUCGGCAGAACUUACCCAAUCUCAUGAACCUCAUUGCUACAGUUUUUGUGUUUGCUGUUGUUAUAUAUUUCCAAGGAUUUCGCGUUGACUUGCCCAUUAAAUCGGCCCGCUACCGAGGACAGUACAGCAGCUACCCCAUCAAACUCUUCUACACCUCCAACAUCCCCAUCAUCCUCCAGUCGGCCUUGGUGUCAAACCUGUAUGUUAUUUCCCAGAUGCUGUCUGUUCGAUUUAGUGGCAACUUUUUAGUAAAUUUACUAGGACAGUGGGCCGAUGUCAGUGGGGGAGGACCCGCACGUUCUUAUCCAGUUGGAGGCCUGUGUUACUAUCUUUCUCCUCCCGAGUCCAUGGGUGCCAUCUUUGAGGAUCCCGUCCAUGUCGUUGUUUAUAUCAUCUUCAUGUUGGGAUCAUGCGCAUUCUUCUCUAAGACAUGGAUUGAAGUGUCUGGCUCCUCAGCCAAAGAUGUAGCUAAACAGCUGAAAGAACAGCAGAUGGUAAUGAGGGGUCACCGAGAUACCUCUAUGGUUCACGAGCUUAAUAGGUACAUCCCCACCGCGGCUGCAUUUGGCGGUUUGUGCAUCGGCGCCCUGUCGGUGCUGGCCGACUUCCUGGGGGCCAUUGGGUCCGGCACUGGAAUCCUGCUGGCAGUCACUAUUAUUUAUCAGUAUUUUGAAAUCUUUGUGAAAGAACAGGCCGAAGUUGGUGGCAUGGGUGCUUUGUUUUUCUGAAUGUUCAAAGACUUCAUUCUGUGCGCGUGAAAGGGAGAAUAGCUGGAUGGAUCGCUUUUGUCAGAUGACACUGGUGAUUCCCCUUUUCUCCCCUCAGUUUCUUGUUUCAGUGCUAACUGACCCGUCUCUGAAAUGGGCACCGAGGAGCUAAGUCUGUGUGCAGCAUUAGUACCCGCUGCCUUAAAACUCAAGUUUACAUUAUUCAUUAAAAAAAGUACAUCUAGUGUUGCCUGUAAUGCUGGAAACCAAUGUAUCUACCUUGCUGUGUUAAAUCAUGACAGUGAGAUGGUGACAUGGAUUCGUUUUGCACAUAACAUUCAAAACACUUAAUAUUGCCCCCACUUGUUUAAAAAUAAAUGUAGUUCAAAUUGCCACUUUCCAGUAUUUUUGAGCUUAUUUAAUGAGUUCUGGAAUAUUUAUAUCUAAUCUAUAUUUUAGAUAAUUACUUUUUAUACUUUUUUAACUCAUGGUAUCCCUACUCCCCACCCCACCUCAUUUUUAUUUGUCCCUUCUCAAAGCAGCCACUUAGCCCACAUGGCAAAAUCAAGUCUCCAGUUAUUUCUGUCACUAGAAACAACAGCUUCUAAGGCCUCCUCCGCCUCCUCCUCCCUUCCUAGUGACAGUAUCAUCGUGCUGUUUGCCUGUAUUGGCUAUGCCUUCUAACUCUACCAGUCACUUGAGAAUACUCUUUCAGGAUUCUAGGCCCUGAUUCUUUUCUGUUUAAAUCCCUAAAGCAAAGACCUAAUUCUCAAGCAAUGUCUGUAGUUAGUGGGGGUGAACAAUGAGUAAUUCAUGCUAGGAAUUUGUGUCUGUUGUUGUACUCACAGCAGCAACAUGAGUGUAAACAGUAGACAAUAAAUUUUAUUUAAGAAAACUGAUUCAGUUGUGUUGGAAAAAAAAUAAAUCUGAUAUUAAA
Messenger RNA from Rhinopithecus roxellana (golden snub-nosed monkey), 2512 nucleotides. RefSeq names its product SEC61 translocon alpha 2 subunit (gene SEC61A2). NCBI's taxonomy places the organism in Eukaryota, Metazoa, Chordata, Mammalia, Primates, Cercopithecidae. Bases 166 to 1596 code for a protein of 476 amino acids. The record is from RefSeq and is a predicted model, not a curated record. Gene Ontology annotation, biological process: SRP-dependent cotranslational protein targeting to membrane, translocation; post-translational protein targeting to membrane, translocation. Gene Ontology annotation, cellular component: membrane; Sec61 translocon complex. Gene Ontology annotation, molecular function: ribosome binding; transmembrane protein transporter activity; signal sequence receptor activity. The transcript has 12 exons.